UGUAUUAUCACUUCGUAUUAUCUUCUAUGUCAGUGACAGCCACUUUGUGUUCAUUUGUUUUGCCUCGUGUAAUUGGAAUCAGAUUUAAGUGGCGUUCAUUUCCUUGGAUUAGAUCUGGUUGUAAACUGUUCUCUCUGAGGUUUUACUGCAUCAGACACAACGUUGGCAAUAUUGCACCAAAAUGAACUUAAGCGAGGUGAUUCAUGAUCAUGAUCAUGAUUGAAUUUGCAGUGAGUUAAAUUGAGCUGCAGAAAAGAGGCAAAUGCAUUGAUGGGAAGUGGUUAAAUCUAUAAGUAAUCCUGCAUUUGUUUCGUUUGUGCCAGAAGUAUCAUGGGUUUCAUAAUUUUUUUAUUGUCAUAAAGCAGCAGUGGUGUGCUGAGGGGAUGGUGGCACCACAAAUCCAACAUGAGGGGGCCAUCCAAAUGAAGGAGGUGGACGUUCAUACUCAAAUUUUGGCAAACCAACUUUCCAUAGCAUUAUAAAGAGAGCCUACUAAAGAAAAUGGUCAUGGUGAAUUUAGCACAUCUAGAGGUUGUGGGUUCGAAUACAGGUGCCAGUCGUCCUCUGUGGAGUUUGGAUAAUCUUCUCAUGUUUACAAGGAGAUACAUUUCAUCAGGGUUCAAAGGCCAGUGUGGGAUGCGAAGAAACUGGUGGUACAUUCGGGCUAAAGGAGCAUGGUGAAACACCAACCCUUGCAGGUCUAUGAGAAGCAAGUGCUUGUGUCCUUUAUCACUGGCAUUUAUGGUUGCCGUUGGAAACGCUACCAACGGUCCCAAGACGACAGCUCCAAGUGGGAGUGUUCGUGGUUUAUCAUCUUGUGUAGCUCCUUUCUCCUGCUUCUUUUUUGGGCCUACUUCUGGUUGGUGGCUCAAAAUGAUUUUGAUGAGUUCAACUGGUCAGUGUAUAACCGUUGUGGAGAAUGGCGGGAUGAGACCAUCCCCAUCCUUGCAAGCACCACCGUGGGAUUCAGCUACAUUUCAGUCUUGAUGAUCUUGGCAUUUUUCCACAUUUCCUUGGGACAACAACUUAAUCUCUACUGGCUCCACAAGGUCGGCGUGCUGGCUACUCUCCUUACUACUAUCUCUGGUGUUGUCUCUGUUGAUGACAUAUGGGCAGAUGAAUGGGAUGUCCUGCUUGUGUCCCUGCAGUCCACAGCACCAUUCCUGCAUAUUGGCGCUCUGACAACAGUCACAGCUCUUAGCUGGCUGGUCGCUGGUUAUGUGGUCCGCAGAGAGCGAUCCAAUUUUCAGAUGAUGGUGUUAAUUGCCUACGUAAUCAUCCUCAUGGCUCUUUGCUUGGCACCGCUGUCAUUCUCCUGCCCCUGCGUGAUGGACAGUCGCAGCCUCAAGCCACGACCAGAAGUCAUUGGUCGACGAGGUGCUCCUAUGCUGGCCCCAGAAAACACGAUGGUGUCCUUCAACAGAGCCCUACAGCAUGGAGCCAGCUCCCUGGAGGCUGAUGUCACUCUGAGUGUGGACGGGGUUCCAUUCCUCAUGCGAGAUCGUACGUUGAGACGAACUACAGAUGUGAGCACGGUAUUUUCUGACAGACAGCAUGACGAUGCCGCUUUCUUCAACUGGACAGAGCUACGCUCACUCAACGCAGGUCGCUGGUUUCUGGAGAAAGAUCCCUACUGGACAGUAGAGACAUUGACCGGGAGGGAUCGGAGCAGAAUAAGCAACCAGACGGUUUGCAGUCUGUUGGAAAUGCUUCGUCUGGCAGUCAGAGCAAACAGCUCCGCGCUGCUCAAUGUCCGCAGGCCCCCUGCAGGCCACCCUCGCUACCGAAGUUGGUUCACGGACACGAUGUGGGCUGUGCAGAAAGCAGGAAUUUCCCAGAAGAGGGUGAGGACUGUGACGUGGACCCCCGACACAGACAGGGGGAGGGUUCGGGGGUUUCAGCAGACCACCAAUGAGAAAUUGUCCAUGGCAGAGAUAAAGCAGAGGGGCAUUACAAGCCUGACCCUUCACUACAGCAAGGCCACCCACAGAGAAAUAGAGGAGUAUCUUGCCAACAAUGUGAGCGUGACAGUCUACCCAGUGAAUGAGCCGUGGCUUUACUCAGUGCUGUGGUGUAGUGGGGUGCCUUCCGUGUCCUCUGAUGCCCCCCAAGUCCUUCGAAAGGUGCCUUCCCCCAUCUGGCUCAUGAGUCAGAAUGCUUACAGCUUCAUCUGGAUCGCUUCAGAUCUGGUCUCACUUGCUGUAGUCAUAGGAAUCUUCAGUUUUCAGAAGUGGAGGGUGAGUGGGAUGCAGAACUGUAACCCUGAACAAAUCAUGCUGAGUGCUGUGCCACAUCGUUCUAAUCGGGAUGUCAACCUCAUGAAGGAGAAGCUCAUUGUUUCAGAACUCAACAAUGGGUUGAGCAGUACGGAGGAGCUGUCACUCUAUCCCGAGAAUGGCAACCCAAGGUACUGUCACAGAGACCUUGGACCUUCAUUUCACAAGGAACAAAUAGAAUGUUAGAUGACUGUUUUGUAGAUAUAUUUUUCUGCAAGUGUUUUCACUUCAUGUACACGGCUAAGUAUUAAUGAAAAGUCAGAAUACAACCAAAUAGCAAAUAUACGUAUAGUAUACGGCACACCUCUUGGAAAUUAUUUUUCCAAAUUGCGUGUAUGCAAGCAAAAACUGUCUUUUUCAUAAUCUUCUGUGUUGUAAGAAGCGGACUCUGCAUUUAUGUGUAUAAUACACUGAUGUAAAUAGGACUUAUUUCAAAUGUUUUUUCCAUUGUGAAAUGCUAUUUGGCGUGUGGAUGUUUUCAUCCAUUGCGCUGGUAACUUGUAACAGGUCUUUUGGGAAAGACUGUCCAUAAAAUAUUGAGGAUAAGCAUUGCACAGUUGUGAGAAUUACUAAACUAUCAGAGUCAGUUGAUAUUACUGCAUCUUUUCUACCAUACCACAAUGUUUUGAAGACAUUGAGUUGUGAAAUCUUUCACGUGGCUGCCUUUUUGUGAAACUGAUAAAAGUCAAAUAUUGGAAGGAUUUUUGUCAUGAGUAUAAUAAGGGACUAUAAUUUCACCUGUCACUUUAAGAUGCAUAUUCAUUAAUAAAAACUAUUUUGAAAUUGUA
Messenger RNA from Syngnathoides biaculeatus (alligator pipefish), 3064 nucleotides. RefSeq names its product glycerophosphodiester phosphodiesterase domain containing 5a (gene gdpd5a). The record is from RefSeq and is a predicted model, not a curated record. Lineage: Eukaryota; Metazoa; Chordata; Actinopteri; Syngnathiformes; Syngnathidae. Gene Ontology annotation, cellular component: plasma membrane. The transcript has 16 exons. Gene Ontology annotation, molecular function: glycerophosphodiester phosphodiesterase activity. Bases 675 to 2462 code for a protein of 595 amino acids. Gene Ontology annotation, biological process: positive regulation of neuron differentiation; lipid metabolic process.